Messenger RNA from Ilex paraguariensis (yerba mate), 1465 nucleotides. NCBI's taxonomy places the organism in Eukaryota, Viridiplantae, Streptophyta, Magnoliopsida, Aquifoliales, Aquifoliaceae. The record is from the annotation of a GenBank genome assembly.
GUGUCAAAAAAUAAUAAAUUUUAACUUAUUAAUUUUGUGUUGAUUUUGAGCGGUACUAAUAUACUAAUUUCUUCUGGUGUAAAAAACUAUCACCAUUAGAAAUUAGAGCUAUUCAUUGGUUAAAUAAAUAGUUUUAUUUGAAUUCAUUUUUAACAAUCGAAGAAAAAUAUAUGUAAGAUACAAACCACGUGCCACAAUUCCCACACAAGUGGACUGGAGCACGUACACUCUACCAUGACACAGCAAAAACCCAAGAGAAGCUUCAUGCCCACGCUUCUUCACUGUUCUCCCUUUAUAAAAACCCUCACUCCAUUCCAUCACCGCGUUCUCUGCUACACAAAAUUCCCCCAAAUUGCGAUCUCUCUCUCCUCAUUAAUGGGAGACAACAAAAACCCUACCAAUCCGACGUCGUACUCACUCCCACCGGGAUCACGAUUCUACCCUUCCGACGAACAACUACUCUGCUGCUACCUCACUUCCAAGAAUAACGGCGAUCCAUGGUAUGGCUUGGAUGUAAUUAAGGAAAUUGAUCUGUACAAUUACAACCCUUUUGAUUUGCCGGAUCCGGCUUGUUUCCGCUUCGGGAGAGGAGGGAGGAAGAGGCACUGGUAUUGCUUUGUGUCUAGGGUUUUGAAGGAGAGAGGAAGGAGGAGAGCUGGUGGAGGGUAUUGGAGGAAGAUGGGGAGAGUUAGGGAUGUGGUGGGUGGAGGUGCAGGGAAGGUUGUGGUGGGGACGCGGAAGUUUUUUGUGUUUUAUCUUGGGGAUGAGGCUGAAACUGCUGUGAGGACUGAUUGGGUCAUGUACGAGUAUGCCCUAAUUGAUCCUCGCUUGGCGUCUUUUGUUUUAUGCCGAGUGUUUGUCAAACCUCGACGUGGCAAUAAUGUAUCAGAACAGGGCCUAAGUUCUUGUGGUGAAGAAAGUGUGACUGCAGUGCGUCACAUUGGUGUUCAGUAUGAUGGAACCAUUAAAUCACUCAUUGGUGAAGAUGAAGUGCAUGAUGACAACUCUGUUGAUCGAGAUGAUGAGGUGUUGAGGUUUCCAGUGGGACUGAUGAGAUCUUCGGGACAUAUAAGCAGUGGUACUAUGAUUGAAGAUGAUUCGGCCGCUCAACAAUUCACAGCCAUUCAAGGAGGAGAUUUUAUAGAGUUGGAUGAUCUUUUUGGCCCACUUCCGGGCCUUGAGUAUGCAUGAUAGCAAGUAAGGAGUGAGAUCCCCAGUAAUACAUUAUCUCUUCAAUUCAUUUCUUUAUGGACAUCCACCAUUAAUGAGUCCGCCAAGGAAGGAAUUGAAGAUAAUGUAUUUGUCUAUUUGAGGGGAUCUGGAUCCAGAAAGUAAACCUAUUUACCCAUAUAUGGGUUUUCAUGGUAAAGCAAUUUACCCAUUAAAAACCCAUAUAUGGGUUUUCAUGGUAAAACAAUUUACCCAUUAAAUGGGUUUUUACCCAUAUAUGGGUUUUCAUGGUAAA